GCGGGGGCGGCAGUGGCAGUGGCAGUGCGCGCUCGGCGGCCAUGGAGGCGGCGGGGCCGCAGGCGGGCCCGGGCCCUGCGGCGGAGCCGCGGCCGGGAGCCGAGGAGAUAGACAUGUCCCUGGAUGACAUCAUAAAACGCCACAGGAAAGAGCAAACAGAUGCCAGCACCGCAGGGGAGAGGCGAAGGCAGCAGGUCAAGAACAGGAAUUUGGCGUAUGGGUACGGGCGGCCUCGUUUCCACGCCUGGAUGCAGAGGAAUUUGCAAGGACCUAACCGUUUUAGAAGAGGGUUUGGACAACAGCAAUACAAUCGGAGACAAUUCAGGAAUACUGUGCCCGGUCCCAGGAGAAGAGCAGCUGCUGCAUUAAAUGGAGUGAGCCCUUUAAAUCGCCAGGCAUCAGCUCAAGAGGGCGACCAGAGCAGCGAUGCUUUCUCCAAAAGCAGCAGCGGUGGGCAGCCAGAGGGACGGCGACGGCCACCCCCCGGCCCCAAGAGAUUCAGAGCAGCUGCUGCCAGCACCCACGCCCCAGGGAGAAGCCAGCCUUUCCUGCUAAACAGAGGACCAGCCUUCCAGCAGGAGCGGGUGCAGCAGCGGUUCUCCAAAGCAAACUUUCAGAGAGGGCAGAUGGAUGCUAAUGGAGAGGGGAAACCACCAAGGAUGAGAAGGUGGCAAGUGAAGCCCAGCCCUGGAGCAGUUCUGACGGUUUCUGUGGCUAAUCCCCAGGCGGGCCAGACCAGCGCGCCCGGAUCCAAGCGCCCGUUCCUGCGAAGCCGGAGGCCCCCGCCGCGGGCGGCCAAGCCCCAGCCCAAGGGGGUGCUGCUGAGGUUCAACUUCCGUGCGAUGGCCAACCAGACCAGCCUGACAAUGGAUGAGAGGUUCUCUGGUCUGAGGAAUAAGAGGCGCUUUGCAGCAGCCAGGAGCGCCGGCCGGACAGUCACCAUGCCUUAGCACCACAUGCUUAUCACAGGGACUGCCCGUAACAGUCCAGGCCCCGAAACGGGCAGCUCAAUAAAACUCGGUAGAUUUCCUCUGAGAUAUAGCUAAUUUGGCAAUGUGCCGUCUACUUCCUUACGUGCAGAAUGAGUGAGCGAUGGAGGGCAGGGAUGAGGCAGGACGAGAGUAGAGGCCGAAGCCCGGGGCAGGUGGGGUGUGAGCGGGGCGGUGGAGCGGGAUGAGCAGAGAUGGGUUUGCUGGGAGCGCUCUGCCGGGGAGCCGCGGGGGUGGCACCGGCCCUGUCCCCCCAGCUAGGGCACCCUGUGCUGCCCGGGGUGACUCCUGCGAGAGCGGCGGGGGGGGGGGGGGGGGGGGGACCAGCUCUGAGCCAAACCUGUGGAGCCUUCCCCGUGUUGCCCCUCGGGCGGGACAGGGGUGAGGACACUGUCCCUGCCCGGGGGGGAGGCAGAGCGGGGAGGGGAGCGUGUGCGGGGCUGAGGGCCGUGCCCGGCGGUGCCACCAGCUCCAGCUGCUCACGUUCCCCAGCGUCCACCUAAUCGCCCGAUUCGUUGUGCGUGCAGGCAUCUCUUCCCCGGAGGUUUGCAGUGUAAGACCCCUCUCCAUCCUGAGAAUGUCUCCCUCUGCCGCGAUAGUCAGGCCUGAGCACAUUUCUCUUUGGUUUGCCGUGCUGUUCUGACUGCUGCUGCGGUUGCAGGGACGGGGUGAGACGUGCCGUGCCGAGCCACCGGCGUGACUGUCCUUGGCGGGGAGCACAGAGGCGGGCUGCCCCAGCUCGAAUCGGGUUUCCCAGUGCUGCAGUAGUUCUGCAUUAGGGAUUUCGUAGGUGCAGCUCCACCCGUGCUCAGAGCAGCGGCGUAACCGAACUGGCAGCUGCAGGAGGGAGGCCAGGCUCUACAGCAGCCCGAUAAAUACUGGCUGAGAUGUUAAUGAGUGGGGUCUAGACCUUUGUGAAGGAAGCCCUGCAACAACCGUGAGUCACUGAUCCAUUCUCCACCCCUGGCUGCAACCCAGCACUGAAUGCACUGGACACAGCCUGUUACUGGGCUCUAAGCUAUACUUAUUAAAGUAAAUAUGUGAUAGACUGCUUUACAUUUUACACCAAGCGUCUUUAACAAGUGACUGGACUUGGCGUUGGUUUUACGGGAAUGUGUGAAAUGUUGUUAGUUGACAAAGCCUUGAUGUACGAGUCCAAUGCACUGAAUAAAAAACUAACCUGUCAAA
This is a messenger RNA of Tyto alba (common barn owl), 2177 nucleotides long. Its product is annotated as UAP56-interacting factor-like. Gene Ontology annotation, biological process: mRNA export from nucleus. The record is from RefSeq and is a predicted model, not a curated record. The coding region runs from base 42 to 950 and encodes 302 amino acids. The transcript is spliced from 9 exons. NCBI's taxonomy places the organism in Eukaryota, Metazoa, Chordata, Aves, Strigiformes, Tytonidae. Gene Ontology annotation, molecular function: mRNA binding.